This is a messenger RNA of Tauraco erythrolophus (red-crested turaco), 918 nucleotides long. The record is from RefSeq and is a predicted model, not a curated record. Lineage: Eukaryota; Metazoa; Chordata; Aves; Musophagiformes; Musophagidae.
ACUACAUAUAUAUGUAGCAAGAUCUGAAAAGGUUGGAAGUGUGCAGAGAGCAUGGGUUAUGAUAUCGAGCGUUUCGUUGGCUACGUGAAUGAAGGGCUGUUAUGCUCCAUCUGCCGUGAUGUGCUGGAAGAUCCCUUACAGGCUCCUUGUGAACACGCUUUCUGUACUGCUUGUAUACAUGGAUGGCUUGUUCAUCACAGUAACUGCCCGGAAGACAGACAGAUGAUUGACGUGUCUUUGCUACGACCUCUCUACAGAUAUAUGAAAAAUGAUUUGAACCGCCUUCAGCUACAUUGCAAAAACAGAGAGUUUGGCUGUGAAAUGGUUUGUUCUCUGGAGUCUAUAGACAGGCACGAAAGGGAGUGUGAAUACAGUCGGAUACCUUGCUCCAAUGCCGGCUGUACGGUUCAGAUCGAACGACGUAACUUAGACGGCCACCUGGCAGUGUGUGAGCACCGGAGCCGCGAGUGCCCCAACGGCUGUGGUUACACCGUUCUCGGCGCAGAAGACACGCAGCACAAUUGCGUGGCGGAGCUGAGAACCGAGCUGGAACUACUGCGGUCAGAAAUGAUCUGCAGAGUGGAGGAGGCAAAGCAUGAGAUGGAGUCAAGGUUAGAUUCACAGAGAAGGCAUAUGGUCCAGAAAGAGAGUGUUCUGCAAAAUGAAAUUGAAGAACUAAAGAGUCAGAUGUCACGAAUGAUGUCAGAUGUACGCUCUCUGAUGGCUGCAGAAAGGCAACACCGUCAAGAGCUGGAGCAGGCGGAGCUGGAAAAACGGGAAUUAAUGGAGCUGCUGAAGGGGCUGCAGAAGGACUGUCGAUUAACUACUACAGAAGGAAGCAGGAAGUCAACAAAUUUCCGCCCUCUGACACGACUAGAGAGUGUAAAACGAAAACCUAGGGAAGUUACAGUUAUCUGA